Penicillium soppii is the source of this 1971-nucleotide messenger RNA. RefSeq lists its product as uncharacterized. The record is from RefSeq and is a predicted model, not a curated record. The transcript has 3 exons. NCBI's taxonomy places the organism in Eukaryota, Fungi, Ascomycota, Eurotiomycetes, Eurotiales, Aspergillaceae. The coding region runs from base 1 to 1971 and encodes 656 amino acids. Gene Ontology annotation, molecular function: long-chain fatty acid transmembrane transporter activity; long-chain fatty acid-CoA ligase activity.
AUGCCGUUACCAUAUUUUCCUGAUAUUCCCCUGAGUCUUGCACUUCCCGCCGCGGCUACCUCUCUCGCAUAUCUUAACGCGAAAUGGUCGCUCUCAUACGACUUGGGCCUCAUCAAGGGGUUGUUGAAGAUGUCCAUGAAGUCCCGCGUCGCAGAACGUGGUGAUCGCUUGAACCUCUUCUACACCCUGGAAGCCCAAGCACUCAAUCCCAAAACUGCCGAUAACCCUUUCAUUGUAUACAAUGGCAAAACAUCGACGUUCCACGAGACAUAUAUUAUAGCGCUCCGCUAUGGUGCUUGGUUCAAGAAAGUCCAUAGCGUCAAACGCAAGGAGAUUGUUGCAAUCGACUUCAUGAAUUCUUCUACCUUCAUCUUCAUGGUACUUGGACUGUGGAGCAUUGGAGCGGUCCCUGCGUUCAUCAACUACAACCUGGCUGGAAAGCCGCUUACUCAUUCUAUCCGGACUUCUACCGCGAGGCUCUUGGUGGUUGACGAAGAGGUCCGCCACUGCUUCCCGGAGGAGCAGGAGAAGAUCUUGACAUCGUCGGGCUUCCGUGAUGGCGAAGGCUCGGUUGAGAUCGUGUUCCAUACAUCGGAGGUUGAAGCACAGGUUUUGGGAAUGGAGCCUACGCGUGAGGAUGAUAAGGUGCGUGGUGGCUUGAUUCCUCGCGAUAUGGCCAUCUUGAUCUACACCAGUGGUACUACUGGACUUCCUAAGCCUGCCAUUGUCAGCUGGAAGAAGUGCUGGUCUGGUAGUCUGUUCUUUGGAGAUUGGAUGAGUAUAACUCCCUCAGACAGAUUCUUCACGUGCAUGCCACUAUACCAUAGCUCCGCCUCAGUGCUUGGGUUCUUGACAUGUUUGGCCAAUGGAGCGACCUUGAUAAUUGGCCGCAGAUUCUCUGCGCGCAAUUUCAUCAAGGAGGCCCGUGAAAACGAUGCAACUAUCAUCCAAUAUGUCGGCGAAACCCUCCGUUAUCUAUUGGGUGUGACGCCUGAAGUUGACCCUGUCACCGGUGAGGAUCUUGACAAGAAACACAAGAUCAGACUGGCGUUUGGAAAUGGACUGCGCCCUGACAUCUGGAACCGCUUCAAGGAGCGCUUCAACAUCCCCACAAUCGCGGAGUUCUAUGCCGCCACUGAAGCCUCAAGCGGUUCUUGGAACAUCUCGUCCAACGAUUUCUCCGCAGGUGCUAUUGGCCGGAACGGCGCAUUAGGGAACAUCAUCCUCGGUCGAGGCUCUGCCGUUGUCGAUGUCGAUUUCGAGACCCAAGAGCCAUGGCGUGACCCGACGACCGGCCUUUGCAAGAAGGUCCCUCGAGGCGACCCAGGCGAGUUGCUAUUUGCCAUCGAUGCAGCAGACCCUUCGGCCAAUUUCCAGGGCUACUACGGAAACAAAAAAGCCACAGAAGGUAAGAUCAUUCGUGAUGUAAUUAAGAAAGGCGAUGCCUACUUCCGCACCGGUGAUAUGGUCCGGUGGGACAAGGAAGGCCGCUGGUUCUUCUCGGAUCGCCUGGGUGAUACCUUCCGCUGGAAGAGUGAGAAUGUGUCCACCGCCGAGGUCUCCGAGGUUCUGGGCGCGCACCCUGACGUCCACGAAGCCAACGUCUACGGUGUGGCCCUUCCCAACCACGAUGGCCGUGCCGGCUGUGCAGCCAUUGUCUUCAACCAGCAGAUGGCUAGUGGAAACCUCUCCGAUACCGCGCUGGAGCCGUCGCGCGAUAUCCUCGACGGUCUGGCUGCACACACGCUUAAGAAUCUACCCCGGUUUGCGGCUCCUUUGUUCUUGCGUGUUACGCCCGAAAUGCAAUCGACCGGCAAUAACAAGCAACAAAAGCAUGUCCUCCGUACUGAGGGCGUGGAUCCGGCGCUUGUAUCGAAGAAGGAUCGCGUGUAUUGGCUCCAGGGCAACUCAUAUGUGCCCUUUGGACAGAGGGAUUGGGAGCGGUUGACUGGUGGUCAGGUUCGACUUUGA